AUGUUCGAGGGUUCCAUGGGGCCAUUGAAUAUUCGAUAUCUCAAGACUGCCUACGGCGAUUUUGUGGAUCUGGAGCAGCGAAUCGUUGGCGACCUCUUUGACGAUAGAGGAAAUGACGGCAAUAUCCGAAAUUCGAUCCUGGAGGUCCACAGGUAUCCACCCCAGUCAGUCGAACUCGGUACUCUACAACGCUUUACCUCGCUGGCCCCAGAUUCAUCCGCAAGACCACACAAACGGCCUUUUGAGCAAUCUUCACUGUCCUACCCUUCACAGCACUCACGAAACAUACAUCGUGAAAUACCAAGUAUCGAAGAGUCGGAUGCUGAGCCCGAUAGGCCGUUCGGGACAGCAACCAAGCGGCAGCGCACGUACGAAUCAAGGCUUAACAGGACAUCCGCUGCCCACCAGCCGUUGAGAAUGGGCGAGGGACAGCGAGAUGGGCUGUAUCACUCAUCUCAGACUUCUGGGACGCAGGAAUCGAUUCAUCAGGUCCUUGACUCGCAGAUAUCGCCUGGAAAGAAGCAUUUAAACCCGUACGGUACCCCAACGUCCCUUACCCUUGUCGGUCCACAAGAGUCUAUCCCUGGCAAUGAGGUCGACCUCGCCGCGAUACCGGACUCACCACUUGGCAGAGAAACAACAGCGGUCGGCAGAGCUUUUGGAGGAGCUAUGCAACUCGAUCGUGAGAGCACAAAAUCAGAAUCACCAGAGCUCAGAGCGUCGGUUCAUGAAGUACCACCCGCGGGCACAAUCAAUGCAUCUGGCGAACAGCCUACUACCAGUGCAAAUCCGCCAGAACCUUCAACGACCCCCUUCAUCUUCAGCUCGGCAUUGCAACCAGUAUCAAUUCCGCAGAUUGUCGACGAGUAUGCGAAGAACCAUGGUAUCGGUGUAAGGCAAAUAGGGGAGAAGGCAGCCAACGUCAAUCAAACCCCUAGGCACCUACGCUCGACAGCAGAACCAGAACACGCACAAAACGUCGGGAGCAGCAGUAGAACUUUGCGCAGCUCAGAUCCCAUCUUUGACCCUAUCGAAUCAGACACUGAGAGCUUUCAUGAAAAACAGCAAAUGCAAAGUGCGAAGCGCCUCAAAUCCAGCAAAACGACUGCCGCAAGCUUCACAUCGCCUAAGGAAUCGGACGAAGCAGGAGCAGAUCGCAGAGACGGCCAGUUCCUCGUGCCCACUUUUCCGCAAUCGCGUAAGAAUGGGGCUUCCAUAUCCCUAAGUGAAGUCACCAGCCCAGCACAGUGCGAGAAAAUCCAAAAGCCAAGACGAGACCCCAGGGAUGAAAACAUGAGCGAUCAGAAUGUUCCGAAGCGGCAUGGCAAACAUGAUGCCGAGCCUCUUGAGCACGCACAGUCUGAGCCUUACGAUAAUGACCGAACAAACUUAGAUCGAGAAACACCGAAAGAAACUACUGUUCAUAAUGACCUUGUGGAUGCGACCCAGACCUCAUCUCAAGCUAACACUGCCUGGUCGCAAGAUUCCAAUAAGUCUGCCAAUGGCACAGCAGAAUCAAUUGUCCAGCAAAGAGGCAAUCACGUAUCAAGCCAGGGGCAGAAACCAGAUGAAACAGUGUGCUUAGAUCAUGAUGCCAAUGGUGUAGUUCGCAAUCCGGGUGACAAUCGCUUCGCUCGAGAAGCAGAACGACUGGCUGAAGAAGCCGAAGAACUACAGGAGAAGAAGAGAAUUAGAGAAAAGAAAGAUGAAGAGAAGAAACUAGCCCGAGAUACCUUGGAAAAGGAAAACGUGGCAAAGAAGGAGGUAGCCGAGCGCAGAGCCAACGAGGAAAGACUAGCAGACGUAAGAGAAGCAAAAGAAAAGAAAGCCAGAGCUGAAGAGUCAGCGCAGGCAAAGAAGGCAAAGGCAAAAGAGGAAGAGCUUGCGGAGGCCCAGCGCAUUGAGGAGAAAAGGGUGAACGCAGCGCGACUAGCAGAAGAAAAGAAGAUCACCGAGAAGCUGGCUCGCGAACGGCAAACCAAGGAGACGGCGUUAGCAGAAGAAGCUAACAAAGUGAUGCUGGCAGCAGAAGGCGCCAAGCAAAUUGAGGCAGAGAAGAAGGAAAAGGAAAAGGAAAAGGAAAAGGAAAGGGAAAGGGAAAAGGCAAGGCUCAAAGAGCUGGCAGCCAAGAAACAAGCUGAUGAGGCAAAAGCCGACGAGAAAACCAGAGAAGCGCAAGGCAAGAACCGUGAGAAGAAAGCUCGCGAAGAACAGCGUGCACGAGAGAACCCCCAAAAGCCCGCAGACAUCGAUUCCAAAGACACCAAGCAUCGAGCCCAUCGAGCCGGGACAGCGCAAGAGACGACGACGGCGUUGAGGGAGCAAGGUUUAAAAAAUUUAGCAGACGGAGACGUGCAGACGCUGAGAGAUUCUCCGGAGAUGCGAAGUCGAGCUUCAACAGAUCCUUCAGCAUCCUCCAAUAUUGCAGGUCGAAAGCGGUCUAUGACGCCGGUCAUACCCGGAUGUUCUGUCACCAAAUUUUCUCCAUACGAGGGUUCCUUGAGGUCAAGUCCUUCAAGCAGCCGAUCUUCAGGGAACAUGGAUGCGCCACUUCGAAGUGCCCUUCGACACACUCCAAGUGCGCUGCGUCGGUCUGUGUCUUCUGUAUCUUUCGACGUGCCGCCACGGGCCAAGCUCAAUGAGUACAUUCCUCCGACCUCGAAGUCCAGGUCUCUCAAAGGAAUCAACAACGAGCUUGCCACCAAGUCAUCAUCCGCAACAAAUCCUCCGAAGAAUCCUUCCAGAACAGCAUCCAUCGCGCCUUCGGAAACGCCCAUGAAAUCUCUCAUUCCCAAGAAAUCAUCGGACAGCAAAAUCACGAAAAUUCCUGCCAAGAAUGGCAAGGUCCAGACGAAGCUCAAUGUGACCAGAGAGGUGAAGAAGAAGAAGGGUCGUGCCGUUGAUCCUCCAAUUAUGUCCAAGCGGGCGCCAGAGAAGGAGAUAGUUCUUUCAUCUGGCGAAGAUACAAGCACCUCAGAGGAACCAGUGUGGCAGACCGGCAAUGCCGAAGCUGGGCCGAGUGCAAGGAAGCCCAUCUUCCCCGUCACAACUUCUCAAGAAAAGAAGACUGCGGAAGUGAAAUCUUCAGGUGUAGCUUUAGACCCUGUUCUCCGCAACAUCAGAGUCGAAAAGCACAGAACAGCAGCUCCAGCUACUCUCCCUCGCUCCACAUCUAAAUUGAACACCACGUCUCUGCAGAAAUCAACCUCUCGAUCCCCGGCCCUGGCUUUGUCCGAAACGUUGUCGUUGAGCUCUGGUUCCGCUUCCAGUAUAGCUUCGGAUUCAGAGUUGGAGUCUGACGCAUGGGUACAACUCCAAGCGUCAUCAUCUAAGACGCCAACUGGGGCAAAGAAUGGCAAGCUGGCACCUGUCACUGUGGAGGGGUCCAGCAAGGCCGUCAAUGUCGGGGUAAAACAACCGGAAGGCUACUUACAAAGCAAAGCGUCUUCGCAGUCAAGCCAAGCCUUGUCUACUUGCUCACGCAGCGCUAUCUCAAUGCAUGGUGAUGGCAAGCACGUCGAUCAAGCGGCGGAUAAACAGUUGCAGCUCGAGUCUCAGCAAUCGAUACCAAGACCUCGCGUUAAACAGUCUUCUUCAACCACCAACGGCGGUGCAGAUGGCAAGGUCAUCAAUCAAGGGCUAGACCAUGCCGGACGCCUUCCUAACGGUAUCCGCCCUGCCUACUACAAGUAUCCUCGUCUCUCGGAGCUCCAGAAAGUCCCUCAAGCAGUCACACCAGGGGUGAAUCCGAAAUUGGACACUUCCUCAUCGCAGCCACUUAGCGCUUCACCUGUAGGAAAGUCUGGAUCUGACAAGUCAAGCAGCGAUAGCGAUGAUAGCAGCAGCAGUUCAGACGAGGACGAGGAUGUCGAUGAGCCACCCAGUCAGGCUAGCUCCAACAAGAAGUUCCGUCCUUACCCGGGUAUGGGAGGAGUGAUGAAGCUCGCAAAUGCGGUUCGAUCCAAGUUUGUUCCUGCCCAGCAAUAG
Molecule: messenger RNA, 3987 nt
Organism: Letharia lupina
Lineage: Eukaryota; Fungi; Ascomycota; Lecanoromycetes; Lecanorales; Parmeliaceae
Exons: 4
Coding region: 1-3987 (1328 amino acids)
Source: RefSeq, a predicted model, not a curated record